Molecule: messenger RNA, 1341 nt
Organism: Leishmania braziliensis MHOM/BR/75/M2904
Lineage: Eukaryota; Euglenozoa; Kinetoplastea; Trypanosomatida; Trypanosomatidae
Product: putative RNA-binding protein
Exons: 1
Coding region: 1-1341 (446 amino acids)
Molecular function (GO): RNA binding
Source: RefSeq, a predicted model, not a curated record
AUGCCGAAGGGCACAGUGAAGCGCAAGGCGACACCGUCGUCGUUGCGCAAAAAAAAGGCCCAGCAGCGCAUUCGCAAGCAAAUACGCACCAAACUGCAGAAGAAGAAGCCAAACUGGAGGACGGCGCUUGUGAAGGUGUACAUGGGCGGGGCCAACGGGCUGAAGGACAAGAGGGAUAGCCGCAAGCGCCCCCGCAGCGGUGAUAGCGACGAUGCCGAGGAGAACACCUUCAGUUUCAAGCGUGACGGCCAGGACGAGGACGGCGAGGUGCAAAGCGAUGUCGAUGAAGAAAAGGAGGAGCGGCUGAAUCAGCGCGACCCGCUCGAAACGCAGCUGUUUCUCAAGAACCUGCCGCUCGAUACGAGUGAAGAGGAGCUGAUGACGUACUUCAAGACCCACUUUAGCCCUGUCAAGCGAGUGCUGCUGAUGCGCAACCGCGUGAGCAAGACGCUCUCUGGUACCGGCUUCGUACACUGCGGCUCUGCUGAGCUGGCGGGGAAGAUCUUCGAUUACGCUCAGCAGAACGCGCGAGAGGUGUCGGCGGUAGGACGAGAUGAGAUGAAGGCGCAGACCGAGGGCCUCUCUCAUCACCAGGCGAAGCGGCUCGUGCACAAGAUGCACACUGACUCCUUCGUUGUCCGUGAUCCGUUCUUCAUGAUGCGCGACACGAAGUUUACUGUGCUGCGCGUGCUGUCGAGAUCUGACACCCAGGAGGCGGUGAGUGCCCAGCAAAAGAAGAAGAGACGCACCAAGGUGGCAGCGGACGAUCCGCGCAACUUGUACCUCUUGCAGGAGGGUCUGGUGCUGCCAGAUUCCGCUGCAGCGAAGGGUCUGCACCCGCGCUACCUGCAAAUGAUUUCGGACGACUACGCCGCACGUAAGCAGCAGCUGACCAACAGCAACUUUUUUGUUAGCAAGACGCGUCUCAGUGUGCGCAAUCUGCCACGCACCAUGACAGAGAAUGACAUGCGCCGCCUCUUUGCUGAGCAGGCGCGCACCUAUCUGAAGAAGCACCCAGAGGACAUAGAAAAGGGCAAGUGGGGUAAGUACGGCCCCAUCCGCAAUGUGAAGCUGCUCAAGGACACGGCUGGUGUGUCGCGCGGGUACGGCUUCAUUGAGUUCGUGAAUCACAACGUCGCCCUCAACACCCUCCGCAUGCUCAAUAACAACCCCACAGUUUUUGGCGAUCAGCGGCGGCUUAUGGUCUCCUUCGCCAUCGAGAACACGUGUGCAUUACAGAAGCUCCAGCGCAUGAAGGAGCUGAAGCACGCACGCUUGGCUCGCGGGCCGAGCGACGGCCGCGCUCUUGCCGUGCCGCUCAAGGCAAAGAGGAGCAGUUAG